Messenger RNA from Prunus avium (sweet cherry), 1072 nucleotides. RefSeq lists its product as uncharacterized. NCBI's taxonomy places the organism in Eukaryota, Viridiplantae, Streptophyta, Magnoliopsida, Rosales, Rosaceae. The record is from RefSeq and is a predicted model, not a curated record.
UUUUUUGUUUUUAGUUUCAAUCAUGUCAAAGGACAAUGGGAUCUGUAAAACUAUAUAUAAAGAGAGAUGGAGAAGAUGAAGACUAUAAACACUACAUAUGGAGUCUUCAGCAACUGAUUCAAGUGGUGGCCAUGACCAAAUUGUCUCCAAAAAAUGUAACUCUUUAUUUCCAGCCUUGAACAAGUAUCGAUUUUCUUCUCGACGGACACCAUCAUCUUCUUCCUCCUCCUCAUCAUCCUUCUCCUCGUGUUCUUCAUCUUUUUUAUCAUCGUCAUCCUGUAAUCCUGAUCAUCAUGAUUCUUCUCCUCUUAGUCAGGGCAACCCACUUCGAUUUUCCGGCGUCCCAUUUUCUUGGGAACAUUUUCCCGGAAUCCCAAAGAAACUAAACAGCAGCAAGAAGGAAUCAUAUUCCUCAUUGAAGCGUCUCCCACUGCCUCCUCCCACCACUACUACUACAAGUACACAAAAACCCUCGAAAAAGUUCAUCUUCGAUGACAUUGGGGUCAAUGUGAGGCACAAAAACCCGAAGGGACGUUCUAGUAAUUUCGCAAAGGAUCCUUUCUUAGCUGCAUUGGUUGAGUGUUCUAAAGAUGCUCAUGAUGACGAUGAUGAUGAAGAAGAAGAAGAAUCAAAUGCUAGCUUUUCAAGUGGUGCCAAGGUCUCAAGGAGUUCAAGUGAGAGGUUCGGAUUUGUCAAUCUUUAUACAUCUUGUAAGAGAACUUGUGCAGUUUCUGAAUCCAUCAUAGAUCGUCCAAGGCCAAGUAGAACUUCUUAUGAUCCGAUCAAUCGCCUAUUCCGAUAAGUUUAUGAUCCUCACAAGUUUAAUUUCCCUUUUAUUUUUUUUAUAUAAAAGUUUCUUUGGCCUUUGGUAGUGUGUUACCAAGUGCCGUAUAAAAUAUAUGCCUAUUUGCUGUAAUUCAUGUGAUGUUUGUGGAAGUAUGAGUGAAAUUUACAAGACCCCAUGUGGGAGCAGCAGGGUUUUUGUCCACAGAGUGAAAUUUAAAUUAUUUUUCUGGGAGACGACACUCUUAUUAUACAAGUUAUAUGGGGGUGUAUGGAGAAUUGGGGACCU